Rhodofomes roseus is the source of this 5886-nucleotide messenger RNA. Its product is annotated as beta and beta-prime subunits of DNA dependent RNA-polymerase. The record is from RefSeq and is a predicted model, not a curated record. Gene Ontology annotation, biological process: transcription by RNA polymerase II. NCBI's taxonomy places the organism in Eukaryota, Fungi, Basidiomycota, Agaricomycetes, Polyporales, Fomitopsidaceae. Gene Ontology annotation, cellular component: RNA polymerase II, core complex. The transcript is spliced from 16 exons. The coding region runs from base 367 to 5634 and encodes 1755 amino acids. Gene Ontology annotation, molecular function: DNA binding.
GUGCGACUCAUCGUGCGUUGUCCUCAACCACCUCCCUGCUUGUCGUCCCUCCCGUCGUCCGCCCUCUCCAGCAUCCUCUGGUUUUUUUCGCAGCUCUCAGAGCUCUACUAGGCUAGCUGACGACAGCUCCUCUGAGCUCUGGACGAUACGACCGCGUCUGACGGCGUUUACUCAGCUCAGUCAAAAAUUCGCUAACGACCUCCUGAGCAACUCGGCUUCAACGAGCAUCCUCAGAACGCGCUUGCAGCGACAUAUACCUGUCGGAAUAGACCACUCGGACUCUUAUCGUACUAGCCGCUGCUAAUAUUCUCGCCCUUCGCCCAUCUCUGUACUGCAGCGUCUCUAUUGCCUCCCGACUCUGUCAUCAUGCUGGGCCACCAAUUCGCGUUCUCCGCGGCACCGAUCCGCAAAGUGAAGGAGGUUCAGUUUGGUAUCCUCUCACCUGAAGAAAUCAAAGCGUACUCGGUCGCGAAAAUCGAGCAUCCUGAAGUCAUGGACGAGACGACACACAAGCCUAGGAUGGGGGGAUUGAUGGAUCCCCGGAUGGGAACGAUAGACAGGAAUUUCAAGUGCCAGACGUGUGGGGAGGGAAUGUCGGAGUGCCCUGGGCAUUUCGGCCACAUCGAGCUGGCGAGACCCGUCUUCCAUCCAGGGUUCAUCGUGAAAGUGAAGAAGAUCUUGGAGUGCAUUUGCGUAAAUUGUGGGCGGUUGAAAGUCAACAGCUCGGACAUGGGAUUCGCUGCCAAGAUAAAACACGUCCGCGACCCAAAGGCGAAGAUGCAAAUUGUCUGGAGUUACUGCAAGGGGAAAAUGACGUGCGAGGCGGAUGACCCGAAGGAAGACGCUGACGGUCUUGAAAACGACGAACCGAAGAAGGGACACGGAGGGUGUGGUGCUUCACAGCCGUUGAUUCGGAAAGAGGGCCUCAAGCUCUUCGUGCAGUACAAGAGGUCGAAGGACGACGACGAGGAGGUGAAGUCGCUGCAGCCGGACAAGCGGCUCUUCCCGCCACAUGAGGUGUAUACGGCACUCAAGAAGAUAUCGGAUGCCGACCUGCACAUGCUGGGUCUCUCCGAGGAUUACGCUCGUCCAGAGUGGAUGAUCUUGACAGUCAUGCCCGUACCGCCGCCUCCUGUGCGACCGAGUAUCGCGGUGGAUGGUGGCACGAUGCGUAGCGAAGAUGAUUUGACAUACAAGCUCGGCGAUAUCAUCAAGGCGUCGCAAAAUGUUCGCCGCUGCGAGCAAGAAGGUGCUCCGGCCCACGUCAUCACAGAGUUUGAGCAGCUUCUCCAGUUCCAUGUCGCAACAUACAUGGACAAUGAUAUUGCAGGCAUACCACAGGCCCUGCAGAAGUCCGGGAGGCCUGUCAAGGCGAUUCGCGCUCGUCUCAAGGGCAAGGAGGGUCGUCUGCGUGGUAACCUGAUGGGCAAGCGUGUGGACUUCUCCGCGCGUACCGUCAUUACGGGUGAUCCGAAUCUUCAGCUCGAUGAGGUCGGCGUGCCGAAGAGCAUUGCCAUGAACUUGACCUAUCCGGAACGUGUGACGCCGUACAACAUUGCAUACCUGCAAGAGCUUGUUCGGAAUGGGCCGACUGCCUACCCGGGUGCACGAUACGUCGUCCGCGACACGGGAGAGCGGAUAGACCUCCGAUACAACAAGCGUGCGGACGCCUUCUUGCAGUAUGGUUGGAUCGUCGAGCGGCAUUUGCGAGACGGAGACUUCGUGUUGUUCAACCGACAGCCUAGUUUGCACAAGAUGAGUAUGAUGAGCCAUCGAGUCAAGCUCAUGCCCUACUCCACUUUCCGACUGAACUUGUCCGUUACGCCUCCGUACAACGCCGACUUCGAUGGUGAUGAGAUGAACAUGCAUGUACCACAGAGCGAAGAGACUCGUGCCGAGCUGAGCCAAAUUGCUUGGGUUCCGCGGCAGAUCAUCUCGCCUCAGGCGAACAAGCCCGUCAUGGCCAUCGUACAAGACACGCUGUGUGGGAUCCGCAAGUUCACCCUCCGGGAUGCCUUCCUCGACUGGACACAAGUCCAGAAUAUUCUUCUGUGGGUGCCAGACUGGGACGGGUCCAUCCCAACGCCUGCUAUCAUCAAGCCCAAACCUCUCUGGACCGGCAAACAGAUACUCAGCAUGUGCAUCCCUCGUGGCCUCAAUGUCUUCCGUUCAUCCGAUCCGAAGUCUAUCAACCCUGUCUUUGACGACGGCAUGAACAUCGAGAACGGUGAAAUCAUCUCCGGCAUCGUCGACAAGAAGACAGUCGGAGCUUCUCAGGGCGGCUUGAUCCACAUAUGCUUCCGCGAGAAGGGCCCGGAGGCGACGAGGACUCUGUUCACGGGCCUGCAGCAGGUUGUCAACUUUUGGCUCUUUCACAACGGCUUCAGCAUCGGCAUCGGCGAUACAAUAGCGGACCGGAGUACGAUGGCGCACAUUUCAGAGCAGAUCUCGACUCGCAAACAGACGGUCACACAGAUCAUCGAGGACGCGACGCACGAUCGCCUCAAAGCUGCGCCGGGUAUGACGAUCCGCGAGUCCUUCGAGAGCAAGGUCGAGCGCGAGCUCAACUUGGCUCGUGACCAGAACGGCCAGUACGCGCAGAAGGCCCUGAAGGAGGACAACAACGUCAAGCAGAUGGUGACCGCCGGGUCGAAGGGUUCAUUCAUCAACAUCUCCCAGAUGUCCGUGUGCGUGGGCCAGCAGAUCGUCGAAGGCCGACGUAUUCCAUUCGGUUUCCGUCACCGCUCGCUCCCACACUUCACAAAGGACGACUUCAGCCCGGAAGCCCGCGGGUUCGUCGAAAACUCUUACCUUCGUGGCCUCACGCCGCAGGAGUUCUUCUUCCACGCCAUGGCUGGACGAGAGGGUCUGAUCGAUACCGCCGUGAAAACGGCGGAGACGGGUUACAUCCAGCGGCGACUCGUCAAGGCGCUCGAGGACGUCACGGUCUGUUACGACGGGACGGUCCGAAACUCGCUCGGCGACCUCAUCCAAUUCGUUUACGGCGAGGAUGGUAUGGACGGUGCAUUCAUCGAGCGUCAGAACAUCGAGACACUCGCCCUCAAUGAUCGCGAAUUCGCUCAUAAUUACCGCGUCGACGUUACGGACCCGUCCGGUGGUUUCUUGCCUGGUGUACUACAGGCCGGAUUGGAUGACAGCUCGCUAGAGUUACAGGCGAAACUGGAUGACGAGUAUGAGCAGCUCGUCCAGGAUCGUCGCCUCUUGCGCGAGUUCAUCUACCGCUCGCAGGAUCCCAGCGUCCCCCAUCAUCUUCCUGUCAACCUCCAGCGAAUCGUACAGAACGCCAUGCAAAUCUUUCACAUCGAUAGACGCAAACCGAGCGACCUCGAGCCUGCAUACAUCAUUGAUUCCGUGCGCGAGUUGGCGGAGCGCCUGGUCGUCGUGCGAGGCGACAGCCGUAUUUCGCAGGAAGCGCAACACGACGCGACGCUGCUUUUCAGGAUCCAUCUUCGUGCUAUGUUCGCUGCACGAAGAGUUCUGGAGCGGUAUCACCUCAACCGCGAGGCGUUCGAAUGGGUGUUGGGUGAGAUCGAGGCGAAGUUCAAUCAAUCGGUGGCUCACCCCGGCGAGAUGUGCGGCACCCUCGCAGCGCAGUCCAUCGGCGAACCGGCAACGCAGAUGACGUUGAACACGUUCCACUACGCCGGUGUGUCUAGCAAGAACGUCACCCUCGGUGUGCCUCGGCUGAAGGAGAUCAUCAACGUCGCCACGAACAUCAAGACACCAUCUCUGUCUGUGUUCCUCAAGCCUCACAUCGCUAAGGACAAGAUCCUUGCGAACAGCGUCCAACAGGAGCUGGCGUAUACGUCCCUCCGAACUGUCACGGCAGCCGUAGAGAUCUGGUAUGAUCCCGACCCGACCUCUACCAUAAUCGAGGAGGACAGCGUCUUUGUGGAGUCCUUCUUCGCCAUCCCCGACGAAGAGGUAGAACAGAAGCUGCACCUCCAGUCGCCGUGGCUCUUGCGUCUCGAGUUGGAUCGCGCGAAGAUGAUUGAUCGCAAGCUGACGAUGUCCUACGUUGCCGGUCGCAUCGCGGAGAGCUUCAAGACGGACCUGUUUGUAAUUUGGAGUGAAGACAACUCUGAGAAGCUGAUCAUCCGGUGUCGUGUUUUGGGUGGCGCGGAUAAGGACGAAGACAGUAUGGAGACGGUCGAAGAGGACAUUUUCCUUCGACAACUCGAGAACACCAUGCUGAACUCGAUCAGCCUGCGUGGUGUGCCCGGGAUCCAACGCGUCUUCUUGCUCGAGCAUGACAAGGUCAUCGUGACGGAUGAGGGUAGCAUCAAGGCUCAUCAGGAGAAGGAGUGGGUUCUCGAGACGGAUGGAGUCAAUCUCAAGGCCGUCAUGACAGUCGACGGCGUCGAUUACAAGCGAACUUACUCCAACAGUUGCGUCGAGAUCUUCAACGUCCUCGGUAUUGAAGCUGCACGCGUCGCGAUCAUGAAGGAGCUGCGCGGAGUCAUCGAGUUCGACGGUUCCUACGUCAACUACCGCCAUCUCGCGCUGCUUUGCGAUUUGAUGACGCAUCGCGGCACGCUGAUGGCGAUUACCCGCCAUGGAAUCAACCGGGCAGAUACCGGCGCACUCAUGCGGAGUUCGUUCGAGGAGACCGUUGAGAUCCUUAUGGAGGCAGCCGCAGUUGGGGAGAGGGAUGACUGCCAUGGCAUUGCGGAGAACGUCAUCUUUGGGCAAAUGGCACCUAUGGGAACGGGCGCGUUCGAUGUCGCUCUCGACAUUGACAUGCUCAAGGAUGUCAUCGUCGACCACCGUCUGCCGGUGCAGACCCUCAUGGCAGCUCAAGUCGGCGCUGGCAUGACCCCCGGCCAGGUCGCGAUGACGCCGUACGAUACGAACUCGCCCAUGUGGAACACCGACGCGUCGUUCAAGGGAGAAGCUGCCGCGUUCUCGCCGCUCGCUGUCAACGGUGGUGAAGACCCCGCGAACUUCUCCUACCUCGGCUUCGGGCAAAGCCCCAUGGGUGCUGGAGGUAUGUCGCCAGCUGCGCCUGGCUACAGCCCUAGCUCUCCCAAUGUGUAUUCGCCGACUUCUCCCUACGUGCCUCCAUCACCAUACGGCGGUGCAACGUCUCCAUUCGGCACCUCGCCGUACGCGACAUCGCCAUUCUACGACCGAGCCCGUGGACCGACUUCGCCUACGUACUCGCCGACGUCGCCAGCACUCAACCUCACGUCUCCGGGAUACUCGCCGACGAGCCCUCGCUAUUCACCGACUUCGCCAUCAUUCUCCCCUACGUCGCCUCGGUACAGCCCCCAGUCUCCAUCGUUUAGUCCGACGUCACCGCGCUACUCGCCGACGAGUCCAUCGUUCAGCCCGGCUUCACCACGAUACUCUCCGACAUCUCCUGCCCAAAUGUCUCCUUCGUCGCCGAAGUAUUCGCCAACAUCGCCUGCGUCACCUGCAUCUCCCAAAUACUCGCCGACUUCGCCGACAUAUUCCCCAGCCUCCCCCGCAUAUUCUCCUGCAUCUCCAGCUUACAGUCCGACGUCGCCGCAAUGGUCACCGUCGAGCCCGGCGGCACAGCCGCCGCAGCAACCACAGAACGGCUCUGCGGGUCGCGGACACUCGUACAGCACCUCGCCGUCCUGGGAGUGAUCCCGAGAAACGCGGUCCACACCUUUCGCCUCGUCGGACGUUGUCGUUGGGACAUUCUUGAAUUUAUUAUCUCUGCCCGCAUCAUCAUAGCCCCUCGUCUCAUACUAAGCACGCAUGACUGUAGAAUAUCGGCACAGUACAACCAUUUUGUUAUUACCGCUCUCCCAGUGUAUUCGCCGAGUCGUCUGUAUGUACUCGAUGCGAUGUACGGAUGCAAUGGAAUUGUCAUCCUCGCUGGCAACGACUCACGGG